AUGUCGGGUAACGACCAUGGCUCGAGCUCUCGCCCUCGUCUGACGGUCAGGCUGCGACCCAACUCGAACGCGGCGAGCAAUGGCUCCAACACUCCGACCUCCGCCGCAGCUUCCCGAGCGCAAAGCUCUCGCAGCACGCCUGCGCCGAACUGCGAUUACGACGACGACGAAGACGACGAUGGAGAGCAGGCAUUUGCCAUGGAUGACGGCUUUGUUUCCGAGGAUUCGGGUGACGACUACGGCAGCAGCAGCAAGGGAAAAGGCAAGGCCAAGGCGUCGAACAAAGGGAAAAGCAUUGAUGCUACACGAGCAGCACCCGCCAAUGCGAUCGCUCGACAGCAUCCUUUGUCAGGUGCUGCGCCUCGCUUCAAUGGUCCAGCCAUGGACGAAGACGACGAGCAGGCACGCUACGAAUCCGGAGAACUGCGCUUCCACACGCGCGACUUUACGAAGAUGCCACUAAAGCUGGACCAUUCAAGCAGACCCCUCUGGAUCUCGCCCGAUGAUGGUCAUAUCAUCCUAGAAGGCUUCAGCCCACUCGCCGAGCAGGCACAAGACUUUCUGAUCGCCAUCGCCGAGCCAGUCAGCCGACCAGCCUACAUUCACGAAUACAAGCUUACACCUUACUCGCUCUACGCCGCAGUCUCCGUCGGACUGCAACCCAACGAUAUCAUCGAGGUGCUCAAUCGCCUCUCCAAGGUGCCCGUGCCCGAUGCCGUGCUCGACUUCAUUCGCGAAUACACGGCAAGUUUCGGAAAGAUCAAACUCGUGCUCAAGCAGAACAAGUACUUUGUCGAGAGCGCACAUCCCGAAAUCCUCCAGACACUCCUCCAAGAUAGCAUCAUCGGCGCAGCGCGAGUGCGGGAAGAUCCAAAUGCCGCCAAGUCUGGACGAAUGGAGGUGCUCGGCAAGACGCAAGCACCCACUCGUGGUGAUCUUGUGAUUCCAGGUACCGAAAGCGCAGCAAGAAAGGCGCGACAGGCUGCUGCUGCUGCCGCUGGUCAGAAGCCCGGUGCCGUGAACGCAUCAGGCGCAGGCGCCUCUGGUCCUCCGCCCGAGAAUGCAGAGGCUGCACGCAGAGAGGACGAGGCAGAUCUCUUUUCGGCGAUCAUCGGCGUCGACGAGGCGGACGAGCUGGACGAGGACGACACGGUGCACAGCUUCGAAAUCACCGAAGAGUACAUCGAGCAGGUCAAGAAGCGCUGCAACGAGAUCGGCUACCCCAUGCUAGAAGAGUACGACUUCCGCAACGAUCAGCUGAAUGCCGACCUUGAGAUCGACCUCAAACCCAUCACACAUAUCAGACCCUACCAAGAGAAGAGUCUAGCCAAGAUGUUCGGUAAUGGUCGUGCCAGGAGCGGCAUCAUCGUGCUGCCGUGCGGUGCUGGAAAGACGCUCGUCGGCAUCACCGCUGCCUGCACCAUCAAGAAGAGCUGUCUGGUGCUAUGCACCAGCAGUGUCAGUGUCAUGCAAUGGCGACAGCAAUUCCUGCAGUGGAGCAACAUCCAGGACAACCAGAUCAGCGUGUUCACCGCCGAUCAGAAGGAGAAGUUCUCGGGCGCAUCCGGUAUCGUCGUAUCGACCUACUCGAUGGUGGCCAACACGGGCAAGCGUUCUCACACGUCGCAGAAGAUGAUGAACUUCCUCGAGAGUCGAGAGUGGGGAUUCAUCCUGCUGGAUGAGGUGCACGUGGUACCUGCGAGCAUGUUCCGACGAGUCUUGACCAAGAUCAAAGCGCACUCGAAGCUCGGUUUGACCGCGACGCUGGUGCGUGAGGACGAAAAGAUCGACGAGCUCAACUUCCUCGUGGGACCCAAGCUCUACGAGGCCAAUUGGAUGGAUCUGGCUGCCAAGGGUCACAUCGCCACGGUGCAGUGUGCCGAGGUGUGGUGUCCCAUGACGCCGGAGUUCUACCGCGAAUAUCUGCGCGAGAAGAGCCGCAAGAAGAUGCUUCUCUACUGCAUGAACCCAAACAAGUUCCAGGCGUGCCAGUUCCUCAUCGACUAUCACGAGAAUCGAGGAGACAAGAUCAUUGUGUUUUCGGACAAUGUCUUUGCUCUGGUGGCGUAUGCUCACAAACUCAAGAAACCUUUUAUUCACGGCGGCACGGCGCAUCUGGAGCGGAUGCGUAUCUUGCAGAACUUCCAACACAAUCCGUUGGUCAACACCAUCUUCCUGUCGAAGGUGGGCGAUACGUCGAUCGAUCUGCCCGAGGCGACGUGUUUGAUCCAGAUCUCGUCGCACUUUGGCUCGCGAAGGCAGGAAGCGCAGAGGCUGGGACGCAUCUUGCGAGCCAAGAGGAGGAACGACGAGGGGUUCAAUGCGUUCUUCUACAGUCUCGUCAGCAAGGACACUGCCGAGAUGUUCUACUCGACCAAACGACAGCAGUUUUUGAUCGAUCAGGGGUACGCUUUCAGGGUGAUAACGCAUCUGGUGGGGAUGCAGGAUAUGCCCGGGUUGGUGUACAAGAGUCAGGCGGAGCAGAUCGAGUUGUUGCAGAGCGUGUUGAUUGCGAACGAGUCGGAUGCGGAUUUGGGAUCGGAUCUGCCUGGAGGGGGUGGUGGUGGCGGCGGAUUCGGAGGCGGUGGAGGAGGUGGAAGAGGUGGAGGUGGUGGCGGAGGUGGCGGAGGUGGAGGAGGAGGAGGACCGUCGAUGGGUGGUGGAUCGGCUGGAAAGGCAGCGAGGACGACGGGCUCGUUGAACGCGCUGAGUGGUGCACAGCACAUGUCGUACAUCGAGCGGAAUAGGUCGGUGAACAAAUCGUUGAACAGGGAGCAGGGGGGUAGACACAAGAUGUUCCAGAAACGCGCGGAUAAGGCCAAGCGCAAGAACAUGGAUGAUGAUUAG
This is a messenger RNA of Pseudozyma hubeiensis SY62, 2847 nucleotides long. RefSeq lists its product as hypothetical. Lineage: Eukaryota; Fungi; Basidiomycota; Ustilaginomycetes; Ustilaginales; Ustilaginaceae. The record is from RefSeq and is a predicted model, not a curated record. Gene Ontology annotation, biological process: transcription initiation at RNA polymerase II promoter; nucleotide-excision repair. Bases 1 to 2847 code for a protein of 948 amino acids. Gene Ontology annotation, cellular component: nucleotide-excision repair factor 3 complex; transcription factor TFIIH holo complex; transcription preinitiation complex. The transcript has a single exon. Gene Ontology annotation, molecular function: DNA binding; 3'-5' DNA helicase activity; hydrolase activity.